Salvia splendens (bonfire salvia) is the source of this 1723-nucleotide messenger RNA. RefSeq lists its product as uncharacterized. NCBI's taxonomy places the organism in Eukaryota, Viridiplantae, Streptophyta, Magnoliopsida, Lamiales, Lamiaceae. The transcript has 3 exons. The record is from RefSeq and is a predicted model, not a curated record. Gene Ontology annotation, molecular function: protein dimerization activity. The coding region runs from base 993 to 1544 and encodes 183 amino acids.
CUUUGUUGCCGUAUCGCGUAUCGGAUACGUAUCCGAUACCGAUACGCGACGGAUACGCGACGGAUACGUAUCCUGGGCGUAUCCGCGGGAUGGGCCGUAUUGGGCCGGGAAACCUCAGAUUCGAUACGUAUCUCGGUGGAUACGGCCCAGUUUAAAGCCCAUCUAAAGGAGCCGGCCCGAUAGAAUUAACGGGCUGGACCAAAAAGCCCAUUUGUGAUGUAGCCCAUUGCAGCUGGAUGAACAAAUCUAGCUCUAUAAAUAAUGAUGCUCUAUACAAUAUAAGAUUCCACACAAUUGAGAAAGCCGCAGCUAGGUCAAAAACUCCCCGCCUCCAUAGAUUCGCAGUAUGGCAUCUCCAAAUCUGAGUGCUACUGCUGCUAGUUCUAGUGCUAGUUCUGCUGCUAGUUCUAGUGUUGGAUCUGGGUCCAGACAAAUAACUGAUAUCAGGGCUCCAUUGUGGGAUCAUGUCACCAUUCUAGAGAAGCCUAAACCUGGUGGAGGAAAUAUAUUAUGGAGAUGCAACUAUUGUCCAUUUUCAAAAAGCACUAGCUAUACAAGAGUUGAAGCUCAUUUGCUGCAAAAAUUAAGACAGGGGAUUAAGACAUGUCCAAAUGUUUCAUUUGAAAUGCUGAGUGACAUGAGGAGGGAAGUGGAAAAGUGUAAGGAGCUAUUGGAAAGAUCAAAGGCAUGCACUGUUUCUUUGCCUGUAGCUCCUUCAGACAACAGCAAGAGGACCAAGAGGGGGCCUGUUUCUCAAUUGGAAAAAUCAUGGGCAUUGCAAGACCGCAAGCACUUGGAUGCUUUAAUUGUUAGAGCAAUGUUUUCUGGAGGGAUUUCUUUCAACUUCAUGAUAUAUUGAUUGCUAGGUGGACAAAAGGCAAUAAUCCACUUCAUUGUUUGGCUCAUUCACUCAAUCCAAGAUUUUACAGCAACAUGUGGCUUCAAGAAGGUGCUGGCCGACUACCCCCCACAAGGACAAGGAAAUAUCACAAAUGAGGAUGACUUGCUUCAAGAAAUUCUUUCGCAUACCGCAAGAGUUGGCUGCAGUGAAGGAAGAAUAUGCAAGGUUUUCUAGUUGUUCAGAAGAAUUCAAUGACCCUGAUUCUAUACAUGAUAGAUGGGCUGUUUCCCCAAUGACAUGGUGGACAAAUCAUGGACAAUCUAUCCCUCUUUUGAUGAGUUUGGCCAUGAAACUGCUCAGCCAACCGGCCUCUUCUUCUUGCUGUGAAAGAAAUUGGAGCACAUAUAGCUUCAUCCAUAGUGUCAAGAGAAAUGCCUUAACUCCUGAGCGGGCUGAAGAUUUGGUCUUUGUGCACUCAAAUCUGAGACAUUUGUCAAGAAGAACUGAUGCAUACAAGAAAGGAGAGACAAGGAUGUGGGAUGUUGGGGGAGAUUCUUUUGAUUCCCUUAGUGGUGUUGGUCUUCUUGAAGUUGCUGACCUCUCCAUUGAUGAACCUGAGUUGCAGGCUGUAUCAUUUGGAUUGGGUGAUGCCGAGGAUGAAGGUGUGGAGCUGGAGGAGACGGGGAAUGAGGAAGAAGCUUGAUGUUGAUGGCUUGAUGCUAGUUUGCUACUACCUUUUAAUUAUUUCCUAAUUUAGAACCUGCUGCUAUCAUGUUAUUUUGAGUGUAAUAGACCUUUAAUGUCUCUAUGUUGAAUUAGAAUAUCUAUUUUGUAAUUUAUUUUGCACUAUUAUUAUUUAUUAAAAAAAAUAGUUAAAACGUA